Penicillium angulare is the source of this 432-nucleotide messenger RNA. RefSeq lists its product as uncharacterized. NCBI's taxonomy places the organism in Eukaryota, Fungi, Ascomycota, Eurotiomycetes, Eurotiales, Aspergillaceae. Gene Ontology annotation, molecular function: ATP binding; protein kinase activity. The transcript has a single exon. Gene Ontology annotation, biological process: protein phosphorylation. The record is from RefSeq and is a predicted model, not a curated record. The coding region runs from base 1 to 432 and encodes 143 amino acids.
AUGCUUACGGAUUUUGGUUGUGCGUCCGAUAAAGCAGUCAUUCGAUUUGAUGGAACUGGGACUCCGCGAUAUCUUGCACCAGAGCAACAGUACGGGGAGCUACAUGGAAAAGAAGUUGAUUAUUGGAGUUGCGGUAUUAUCGGGUUGGAAUUGGUACGCGGAAGAGUGAUCGAGUCAAGAAUCAAACCCUGUGGUGAUGGUCUUCUUGAUCUUGGUAAUCAAGAUAUAACCAACUUGAGCUCGCCAGACAUUUUGUCAAAGUGCUCUCGAGCCAUGCUACAAGUUGAGCCGGACUUGCGAAUGACAGCCGUUCAAGGUUUAAAGCUUUUUCAAGCCCCUGGAGUGCAACAACAAGGCCCUGUCAAGCGAAGGAUUGACAGCUCUCCGUUGUUGAAUGAUAAAAGUUUAGCUGCGCCCGCGUUUGACAAGUAG